Molecule: messenger RNA, 867 nt
Organism: Camelina sativa (false flax)
Lineage: Eukaryota; Viridiplantae; Streptophyta; Magnoliopsida; Brassicales; Brassicaceae
Source: RefSeq, a predicted model, not a curated record
AUGGGAGAUAUCGUUGCCGUGACAUCCGCACCUAAGGAGACCAGCACGUCAACCCUUCAAUGUCCGAUGCUUACCACCACUAAUUAUACGGUGUGGGCGAUGAAGAUGACCGUGAUGUUAAGGGUGGACAAAGUAUGGGAAACGGUUGAAACAGAGGAAGCUGAUGUAGACAAGGUGGAUCUUGCUAAGGCUCUUUUGUUCCAGUCUAUUCCGGAGACACUAACCCUACAAGUCGUUGGUCGGCUUAAGACUUAUGAAGAAAGAAUUCGAGAUGAGGAAGAUCAAGAGGAUGAUCAAACCAAGCUUAUGUAUGCGAGUAAUUACCAGGAGGGUUAUGAUCAAGGACGAAGCAGAGGUGCAAGAGGAGGACGUUUUACAGGUCGAAGUAGAGGACGAGGUCGUGGCAACUAUCAGAACAGAGGCAAGUCCUUGAUUGUCUGUUAUCGAUGCGACAAACAUGGUCAUUAUGCCUUUAACUGCCCGUAUAGGUUGCUUAAGCUUCAGGAGAUUCAAGACACAACUGAUUCAGAAAACCAAGACACUAAGGAUUUGCUGAUGCAUGAGGUGGUUUUCCUCAAUGAAAAGAAGGUUCAUCCAAAGAAGUUUGAAACAAAAGUCGCUGGAGAUGAUGUGUGGUACCUCGACAACGGAGCCAGUAACCAUAUGACUAGGAACCAGAGCUACUUUACCAAACUCGAUGAGACUGUUACAGAUAAGGUCAGGUUUGGUGAUGAUUUGCGAGUCGACAUUAAAGGGAGAGGAUCAAUUCUCUUUGUCACCAAGUCGGGUGACCAGAAGAUUUUGGCUCAAGUUUAUUGGAUACCAGACCUCAAGAGCAAUAUUCUCAGUCUUGGACAAGCAACAUAA